UCAGUGCAAACAGGACAGGCGCUUCGGUUGGUCACACGGUCCGGGCGGGUGUUCCGGACGUCGGUCGUCGUUCGUGUCUGUUGAAUCCGGAUUGUGUGUUGCGGCGUCGGAGCUUUGUGUGUUCAAGUUGAAACGGGGGAGUGAGUGAAAGACGUCCUGGAGGACCUUCUCAACCGCAAAAAAACGGAACGGGAACAAAGAGAAGAUUCGCGAAGUUGUGACCCCAAAACAGGGCGUUCGGGACGCUUGGGGGCGUUCCGGAGGUUCCGCGCCGUGGCGUUAUCUAAAAGUUGUUAUCUCUGGAGAGGUGUUUAAAAAAGUGUUCUUGGGGGAGUCAACUGAAAAAAAAAUAUUGUAAUGAGUGAAACCGCGUAGCGGCGGGGCCAGCAGGACGGAAUGAAGUGAACCACCAAAAACCGAAGAAUCGAGAAUUGAGUGAAAUUUAUUGUCCCUCGUGGUGGGUUGAAGAAAGGAAGAAAGGGGAAGUUAGUGGGGUGUUGGCGUGCCGAAUGAUGUGCGCCGUGGCCGGUGCCACCGUUGCCGUCGAGGAACCAUGUCGGAGAGCAGCCUGCGUGCCAACAGCUGCCUCGAGCUGUCCGAGAUCAAGCGGUUGGACAGUCUGCUGCGGCAGUGCGAAACGCUGAGCUACGACGACCUGUCCUCGUGCAGCAGCAAUGGUGACGCCGAGUUGGCCGACUACAUGGAACCGAAGGGCCGGUUGAAGAGUCGCCGCCGUCGGAACUCGUCGGCGAACCUGAUGAAUACGACGUCUACGGGAACGCCGCCACCGCCGGCCACGUCACGAUCGGCCGCCAUCCGGGCGCUGUCCAACUUGAACGUGUUUCACAGCGCCAAGAAGAUCAUGCGAAUGGUUCAGGAGAAUCCGGACCGGAACAGUCUGCUGCCGCGGGAUACACGCCACGCCCAUCACCACCAUCAGCAUCGACCCGACGAAGGGGACGAUUGCUACAAGACCCAGAGCUGCUCGAACCUGCAAAAACCCUGCACCGGCAGCUGCAGCUGUUGUGCCGCACUUGGUGGGGGCAGUUGCGGCUGCUUCAACAACGAUCAGGGUUCAAGCCCUGCUUCGAAACCUAGUGCCGGCAAUGCCGCUUCUUCAAACAAUGGCGGCGAUCACUUCUUCAGCAUAUCGGAGAACUUUCUAGCGACGGCAGCCGACAACGAGGCCAACGCGGCCACCGAAUCGGACUGCCAGUGUUACGACCCACCGCCCCUUACCCCAAACCCAGACCCAAAAAAACAAACCGCCAUCCGCAAACGAAGACAGAGUGAAAAACCCGCCACCAACCCCGCCCAACUCCUCGCAGCCCCAUCCGACGCCAUCUCCGCCAUGAAGACCCACAAGUCGGAAACGUUCGUCAAGCAGCGCCGGUUCGACGUGGACGAAGACAAUCGGAUCGUCAAUAUCAACGAAACGCCCAACAUAGUUCCUAUCUCGCUGAACGACGUAAACCGGGAACCGGGGACGGCGACCUUCCGCAAUCAAAAGUCCCUGGACAACAAGUCGGACCGGUCGGCCACCUCGGCCCGGUCGAUGCGGUCCAAGUUUUCGCCGCAAUAUCUGACGCGGAAAAUUUCCACCAAAACCGGCUCCGUCGGGGGUGAUGGAGAUGGGGGUGGCGGUGGUGGACCAGUUGGAGUUGGGGGGAUCGCCGGUGGAAUCGGGGACGGUGGCGCCAAAGAGCUGCUGUUGGGGCUCAACUUUGAGAAAAUGCUUCCAGAGCCGGUCGAAACGGUCCUAUCGCUCGGCGCCGAUGUACUACCGGAAUACAAACUACAGAGUCCACGUGUUCACAAAUGGACAAUACUGCACUACUCUCCGUUCAAGGCGGUGUGGGACUGGAUAAUAUUAAUAUUAGUUAUGUAUACAGCAAUAUUUACCCCAUACGUAGCAGCAUUUUUGCUGAACGAACCUGACUUUAAUCAAAGAAAGAAUCGCAAAUAUGCUGAUGACCCAAUUGUGAUAAUUGAUUUAAUAGUUGAUGUAACAUUUGUCAUAGAUAUAUUAAUUAAUUUUCGGACGACGUUCGUCAACGGCCAGGACGAGGUGGUGUCCCACCCGGGCCGCAUCGCGGUGCAUUAUCUGAGCGGUUGGUUCCUGAUCGACCUGGUGGCGGCCAUCCCGUUCGACCUGCUGCUGGUCGGAAGUGAUACGGACGAGCUUGGCUUGGACAAAGAUGAGACAACGACUCUAAUUGGUUUAUUGAAAACGGCACGUCUAUUGCGUCUAGUGCGAGUAGCACGAAAGAUCGACCGCUAUUCGGAAUAUGGCGCUGCUGUUUUAGUAUUACUGAUGGCUACCUUUGCACUAAUCGCUCACUGGCUGGCUUGUAUUUGGUACGCGAUAGGGAACGCCGAGCGGCCCAUGAUGAAGAACAAAAUCGGCUGGCUGGACGCACUGGCGGACGCCACCCAGGAGUACUACUACGCCAACAACACCGGCGGUGGUCCGUCGAUUAAGUCACGUUACGUGACCGCCCUGUACUUCACCUUUACCUCGCUAACGUCGGUUGGCUUCGGCAAUGUCGCCCCGAACACGGACGCAGAGAAAAUCUUCACGAUAUGCGUGAUGCUGGUCGGAUCCCUCAUGUACGCCAGUAUCUUCGGAAACGUUUCGGCCAUCAUUCAACGGUUAUACUCCGGAACGGCACGGUACCACACGCAAAUGUUGCGUGUCCGGGAGUUUAUUCGGUUCCAUCAGAUUCCAAAUCCGCUGCGGCAACGGCUGGAGGAGUACUUCCAGCACGCGUGGACCUACACGAACGGCAUCGACAUGAACUCGGUGCUCAAGGGCUUUCCCGAGUGCCUGCAGGCAGACAUCUGUCUGCACCUGAACCGGAAUCUGCUCACCAACUGUUCCGCCUUCGAAGCGGCCAGCCCCGGCUGCCUUAGAGCUCUUUCGCUAAAGUUCAAGACAACUCACGCUCCGCCCGGUGACACUCUGGUGCACAAAGGAGACGUCCUCACGUACCUAUAUUUUAUAUCACGGGGCUCGAUAGAGAUUUUAAAAGACGACGUAGUCAUGGCGAUAUUAGGAAAAGAUGAUAUUUUCGGCGAAAAUCCCUGCACGCACACGACGCUGGGAAAAUCAAACAGUAAUGUUAAAGCACUAACCUAUUGUGAUCUACAUAAGAUUCAUAGAGAUGACUUAUUAGACGUGUUAGAUUUAUUUCCGGAAUUUUAUGAUAGUUUUGUAAAUAGUUUGGAAAUUACGUAUAAUAUGCGAGAUGAAGAGCAAGCGGGCAUAGAGUUAAGGCAUCGACAUAUGCGACUCGGGUCCCAGGAUAGAGAUAGUGAUACGCGAUCCUACGUUAGAAGGAUAAACACGGUGCAUCAUAGACCGAGUCAGACCAAAUGUGAUAUUCCAAAUGAUAGAAGUUCGGGACAAUUGAGCACAAACUUCGACGACGAUCGAAAGUUUUCUAUAUCAGGAAUGAUGACUCAAAUAAAGCGAAGCAUUCCAGAUCUUAGAUCGAACAAACAUCAACCAUUGACCAGCACUUGUGCGUCCCCGAACGAAAGCCCCAAAAGCACCCACAAGCACAGUCCGCCGGAUGAUUUGCAGUCGCCGAAGGGGGCGGCCCCCGAUGCCGUAACGCUCAGUGCCAUCAGCCAGCGGGCCUGCGUGUGUGGUCCCAAGGAGGGCGUUCUGCCUCCACCACUUCCCCUGCCCGGUGGAGGAGGUGGUGGUGGCGGCAUGAGAACGAGCGGAACCAUCGACCUCAACAUCAAGUGCAGCACGGACGAGGACGGGUUCCAUCACCAUCACGGGGCGCCGGGAACGAGCAGUCGGGAGAGGGACCGGGAUCGGGAUCGAGACCAUCGUGACGAGCAUCGACACCACCAUUCGCACCACGAACAUCUAGGAUCAUCGGUAACGAAUCAGCUGUCCGCGCUAACGAUAAGACUAGACAACCUGGAGGGCAGCCUCAAGAAGGACAUUCGCACGAUUCUGGACCUGCUCCAUCAGCAGCAGCAGCAAAUGCACCAGCAGCACCAGUUGCAGCAGAUGCAGAUGCAGCAGUCCGGCAAGACGGCAAUGUCCUCGUACCAACCGUCCGAGAGUGACUUCUCCUUCGACAUGUGUGGCAGUGGCGUUGGUGGGACCGGCGGCGGCGGGGACUCUGGUGCGGCCAUGACCAGGUCACAACAUCAGCAGCAACACUCGCACCAGCACCAGCAUCAGCAACAACAGCACCAGCAACAGCAGCAGAUGCAGCAACGUGCCAGCGGAACCAGUGUGCAGCGGUCGGUGUCGCAGCCGGAGUGCGCCAACGAGAAAAGCCUUUUCAAGUGCUCAAAAUUUUCAUCAUUUAAUCAACCCAUGGACGAUACCCCGGAGGGCCACAACUGGAACAUUUUCGCCCCAAUCGCCAAGCUCGAGUCGUUGGACGAAAUUGACCAAGACAGCAAACACUCCACCGGUCAGGAGAAGCCUCAAUAACGCUUACUGUAGAAUGACGAGAAGAAGUGUCGCUGCCAGAUGAUGAUGAUGAUGAUGCUGGCAGACCAACCACAGAAAUACAGAAACUUUAGCUCCUCUCGCCGCCGAGGGGAGUCGUUUAACGUUAGUGUGUACAUACUAAACUGCUUUGGAGGUUAUUUCAUAUACGUUCAUCUUUGAUUAGCUUGAUCGAGACUAGCGACAUUAAUGCAGAGCAAAAAGACACACACUCACAAACACAACUAUUGUACAUUUUUUCAUAUAAAUAAUGAACAUAAAAAAUUUAUACGAGAUAUCAGCAGAUUUUUACGAUGAAAACAAAAACAAAGCAAAUAUUACCAGCAAAACAAAUCGCAACUAGUUAAGAAAUCCCGCGCGCGCAGUGUUUAUAGCAAAGCGAUGAACUUAAGCUGGAUGGGUGCUUUAAAGGAAAAAAAACCAGCUCCAGCCUCUAGGUUUCAUCGGAUAUCUCUCUUGUUAUCAAGUUGUACGUUAAACGCAAGCCAACUCAAGAAGAAGCAGCAGCAGCAGCAGAAGCAAAAAAGGAUGAAUGAAUAAGACAAAGUUAAAAAAAGGAGGAAAAAUACACACAAACACACACUCACACACAAACACACACAAAGACGAUUUAAACGUAAGUAAAAUCUCAAUUUCGAAGAUGAGUUUGUCAUUUUCGUAGACGCAAUUUUUCACUUUUUCCUCUUAGGUCGUACUUUAUAUUAGGAAAGCAAGCUGUUUGAAAAACGAAACAAAAAUAAAGUGAAAUAAGUUAGUCAAUUUGUUUUAGCGCAGUUCAUCGAGAUUAAUUUUCCAAAAUCAAGGCGGGAAAUUGGUUAUAGACUAAACGGAGAAACGCUUCUUUUUUUCCUAGGAAAGAGUUGCACACAGUGAUAGAAAAGAAGCAAAAAAUGAAACAAAUCGGGGAGGGGAAAAGGGGAAAGAAACCGCAAAGUGCUUCUUAGAAGCUAGGGCAUUAAUCUCACCAGGCAAAUCGAACUAGUCACACGGAUUUCCUUCAGAAAAAAAAUACACAAACACACACACACAAUUGCUCACCCACACCAGCGACAGCAGCAAACAAACAAAAAAACAGCAAUAAAAGAAAGGCCCCGCAGGCAGCAAAGUGAAAAGAUGAAGCAAUUUCAGUUUUCUUCUCUCUAUCUGUGCAUAGAAAAGAGAUUAAAAAGUUUUGGUUGCCCACCCCCACCAAAGAGGGUGGGUGGGCGUUUAGAACAUUUUAGGAUACUUUUUAAGUUUGCAGCGAAUGCUUUGGCAGCCAAAAUACACACACUAACACAAAAGUCACUAACACAAACACCAGGUUACAAUAACACACACACACACACACACACAUACAAACACAAACACGCAAACACAACAAUGCAUUGAAAGAACUGAGGAAAAUAAAGGUUAAAAGUUUAUAGAAAAUGUACGGAAAAUAUACCUUACGAAAAAUCGA
This is a messenger RNA of Culex quinquefasciatus (southern house mosquito), 5924 nucleotides long. It is a transcript of the gene sei, whose product is annotated as potassium voltage-gated channel subfamily H member 2. The coding region runs from base 554 to 4465 and encodes 1303 amino acids. The transcript has 19 exons. Gene Ontology annotation, cellular component: membrane. Lineage: Eukaryota; Metazoa; Arthropoda; Insecta; Diptera; Culicidae. The record is from RefSeq and is a predicted model, not a curated record. Gene Ontology annotation, biological process: membrane repolarization during action potential; potassium ion transmembrane transport. Gene Ontology annotation, molecular function: inward rectifier potassium channel activity.